Messenger RNA from Somion occarium, 1222 nucleotides. NCBI's taxonomy places the organism in Eukaryota, Fungi, Basidiomycota, Agaricomycetes, Polyporales, Cerrenaceae. The record is from the annotation of a GenBank genome assembly.
UUGAUGGCGAAGUCUGCCAAAUUGGGCACCGGCCCAACAACCGAGUCAGCUUCGACGCAUUUGUUCAACGGUGGGUUUAAAGUCCUGAAUAACUGGCUUCAGAUGCGCCUCAGGGCGCGCAGACGUCUGCGUUUGCAGCUGCGGCGAACCUCCUGAAUAUGUACACCUGAUCAUUGCGUCAAUGGUCAUAGGACAAACUCCGGUGAGGCGCAAACUGAUGUCCCGUGAGCAAGCCGCUCCGCCGCCGCGAUCGUUUGCAACUGUCACCAACGACGUUUGCGCCGACCAUGGCCAGGCAGGGGCUCGACUCAACCUCGACCGGUGUUUCUCUUCGGCAGCGACAUACUGCAUUCCGUUUUAUCCGGUUCCACCCGCGAAGUUUGCAACGAGGGCUAAGUGUUGUAACUUGAGGACGAUUCAGUUAUAAUUUGGGGGUCAGACCGGAUCGUAACACCCACCCUCCUCUUUCUCCCACUUGUUCUCUACGGACCACCACCUUAAGUCCUGAUAGCCAAUACCUUCUUCCAAAAUGCUCUCUGUUAUGCCCCAACCCGCCCACCUUCCCCUUCACGUCAAGGAGCAUCAGCCUCAAGGCGUCGAGUUGAACGAGCUUGGAUCAUUGCAGGACGCUUUGGAGCCAUUUGCGAAACUUAUCAGCCAUUCGAGUCGUUCCGUUCGCCUUUACUGUAUGAUUCCUACCGACUGUUCUUCAUCUGAUCUUUACGUCGAUCUACACGAUCUGAAUGCCCUCCGAACACGUUCUCUCAUGUUCAUCCAUAACCUGGUGGAAGCGUUGCGAACGGCUGGCGUCGCAGCCUCCUACCGAUUACAGCCAUCCAACUGUCCCCUCUGUGUCAUUUGCGCAUUACCCUCUGAAGUGGAUCCUACUGAGGUCAAGACAGCCGCGAUUGCCGCUGUGGAAAAGGCCCUCCCUCGAUUGAAAGAGAGGGCUCUCUUGGUCGAUCUUAAAGACGGCCAUGCACUCGUCAUCACAUAGUAUAUCUUCAUUUAUCGGCAUGUCUUCGUUUUCCAUCGGGUUUGUGGUUGGAUCAUGGACUCUACACAUCUUGUCGCACAGCAUUUACACAGUGUCCGCCGCAUCAAUUGCUGCUUUAACAGUCUAAUUCGUAAAGAGCAGCCUAUGUAUAACAGUAAUAUAUGUAAACAACUGGAUCUAACUGGAUUUUGGUUAUCGCGAAGGGUUCGGGCUUUGUCCGAGUCU